UUAAAUUUUGCUCGUACCACAAGUUAAUCCAGUUUUUAAGUGAAAAUCAGAGGAAAAUGUUGGUUUUUUCGUUAAGUUUAGUGUUAUUUGCUGUAACGGCAGUGAAUUCAUAUCCCACAAAAGAUAAUAGAUUACUAGCAGUGCGGAAAAUUCCAACGGAAAAAGAAAUGAUACUAGAAGAAAACGAUAUACUUCCUGUUCCGGUUCAGCCACGAAACGGAUUAAAAUCGGAUCGUUAUCGAUGGCCAGAUGCUGUUGUUUAUUACGAGUUUGAUAGUGUCUUCGAUGAUAAACAGCGUACACUUAUUAGAGAAGCGUUUAAUGAGGUGGAACACGUUACUUGUGUGAAGUUUCAACCAAGAUUGGAUGUGAAUAAGGACUAUGUGUAUAUUUCGGGUGAAGAUUCAGGAUGCAAUUCGCACGUCGGUCGAAUUGGAGGAAAACAAACGAUGAACUUAAAAUUGGAUGGCUGCUUGUACAUUGGAACGAUAAUUCAUGAAUCUCUCCAUUCGCUAGGAUUCAAACAUGAGCACAUGGCUUCAAACCGUGAUGAUUACAUCCUCGUUGAAACUGAAAACAUAUCAACCCAGUACUUGUACGCAUUUGAGAAAUUGAGCCCACUUUAUAUCACCGAUUUUGGCGUCCCUUACGAUUACAACAGUAUCAUGCAUUACGCAGAGAAAGCAUUCACGAAAAACGGCAAAAGUACUAUUGUGCCUUUGACGAGUGGUGCAAAAAUAGGACAACGUCUAGGUCUAAGCAUAAAUGAUAUAAGAAAAAUUAAUUUGAUGUACAAAUGUCCCGCAAGCCAGUAUUUAAAUUGAAUAUAAUUUAAUAAUUGUUUAA
Messenger RNA from Hermetia illucens (black soldier fly), 846 nucleotides. Its product is annotated as zinc metalloproteinase nas-14-like. The record is from RefSeq and is a predicted model, not a curated record. The transcript has 3 exons. Bases 57 to 824 code for a protein of 255 amino acids. Gene Ontology annotation, biological process: proteolysis. Gene Ontology annotation, molecular function: metalloendopeptidase activity; zinc ion binding. NCBI's taxonomy places the organism in Eukaryota, Metazoa, Arthropoda, Insecta, Diptera, Stratiomyidae.